Messenger RNA from Solanum pennellii, 2217 nucleotides. RefSeq lists its product as uncharacterized. The transcript is spliced from 3 exons. Bases 1 to 2217 code for a protein of 738 amino acids. NCBI's taxonomy places the organism in Eukaryota, Viridiplantae, Streptophyta, Magnoliopsida, Solanales, Solanaceae. Gene Ontology annotation, biological process: DNA integration. The record is from RefSeq and is a predicted model, not a curated record. Gene Ontology annotation, molecular function: RNA-DNA hybrid ribonuclease activity; nucleic acid binding.
AUGUCACCAUUCAGUCUUCUUAUGAAGAAAGGUGCUCCUUUUAAUUUGGACCAAACAUGUAGCGAAGCCUUUAAAAGUAUCAAAUCGUAUCUAGUGAAACCUCCGGUUUUGGCAGCCCCUAUGCCUGGAAAACCAUUGAUACUCUACAAUGCAGCACAAGAAAGGUCUGUAGGAGCCCUGUUAGCUCAAGAGAAUAGUGAAGGCAAAGAAAAUGCUCUUUAUUACUUAAGUAGAACAAUGACGCCAAAUGAGCUAAAUUAUUCGCCAAUUGAAAAGUUAUGCUUGGCACUGGUCUUCUCAAUUCAAAAGAUGAAGCAUUAUUAUCAAGCUCAUGUUGUCCGACUUAUUUCUAGAGCAAAUCCCAUCAAGUUUUUUAUUUCAAAACCUGUCCUUAGUGACCUACUAGCAAGAUGGUACCUCCAAUUCCAACAAUUUGAGAUUGUGUACAUCCCUCAAAAAUCCGUGAAGGGACAAGCACUAGCGGAUUUCUUAGCAGACCAUCCUAUACCAAAUGAUUGGGAGUUAACUGAUGAGUUUCCUGAUGAAGAUGCGAUGUUAAUUGAAUUUCAACCUCCUUGGAAAAUGUACUUUGACGGGGCUGCACAUCGCGGCGGAGCUAGUGCUGGCGUGGUGUUCAUCACUUCACAACAAGAGAUUCUACCAUUCUCUUUUAUUCUAAAACAAUGUUGCUCCAAUAAUGUCGCUGAAUAUCAAGCACUGAUACUUGGACUUGAAAUGGCCGUUGACAUGAAACAAUUACAUUUACAGGUCUUUGGUGACUCUCAAUUGGUGAUUAAUAAACUCUUAGGAAGUUAUGAGGUAAAAAAUCCUGAAUUGCGACCUUAUCAUGAUUAUGCUCAAAAGUUGAUAAGAUGGCUUGGGGAUUUAAUUCUUCAACAUGUGCGUCGAACAGAGAAUAAGAAAGCUGAUGCAUUGGCUACUCUAGCUUCAACGCUAACCCUUCCUGAUCAAACGCAAGUAACUGUCUGUUUAAAAUGGAUAGUACCACCGUCAAAUGAGGAAGAAUAUAUUGAAAAUAAGCUUGAUCAUAUCGUUGCCAUUGUUGAAGCUGCGAAUGAAGAUUGGAGACAACCCAUCAUUGACUACCUAUGUUAUGGGAUACUUCCAGAAAAUCCAAGAAGAAGAACUGACAUACGUCGUCGUGCACCUCGUUUCCUUUACUACAAGGAUACAUUAUAUAGAAGAUCAUUUGAGGGUAUGUUAUUACGAUGUUUGGGAGAGGAAGAAGCGUUUCAAGCCCUGCAAGAAGCACACGUAGGAGUAUGUGGAUCACAUCAAUCUGGACCAAAACAUCAUUUUCACAUAAAGAGGAUGGGGUAUUACUGGCCAACCAUGGUGAAAGAUUGCUUAUAUUAUGCCAAGAAAUGCGAUGCUUGUCAAUUUCAUGCAAAUUUCAUUCAUCAGCCACCCGAAGACCAUUACCAAAGUCUUCUGGUGGACACUUGUACAUCUUGGCUGCAACUGGUUACUUUUCAAAAUGGGCUAAAAUGGGCUGAAGCUGUCGCUCUUAAAGAGGUGAAGAACGAGAAAGUUGCAAAUUUUAUCCGAGUAAAUAUUAUUUAUCGCUUUGGCAUCCCUCGCUAUAUAAUAACAAAUAAUGGCAAACCAUUUGAUAACAAGUUAAUGAACAAGAUUUGUGAUCUUUUUGACUUUAAGCAGCGUAAAUCUUCUAUGUACCAUGCUGCCGCUAAUGGUCUUGCUGAAGCAUUCAAUAAGACUCUAUGCAACCUGCUCAAGAAAGACAACAUAUCGCACACCAACUCAAGCAACACCACAUCACUUGCUUUUGGAGUUGAAGCAGUCCUGCCACUCGAGCGUCAAAUACCCUCCUUAAGACUUGCUAUUCAAGAAGGGCUCACUGAGGAAGAAAAUGCUCGAUUGCGUCUUGCUGAGUCAGAAGCACUUGAUGAAAAGAGGUUAGAAGCCCAACAAAACCUUGAAUGUUAUCAAGCUCGUGUAUCUCGUGCUUUUAAUAAGAAGGUUCACUUGAGGUGCUUUCAAGUAGGAGAUAAAGUUCUCGCAGUAAGAAGACCAAUCAUUACUUCGCACAAGUCUGGGGGCAAAUUUACCUCAAAGUUGGAUGGACCAUAUGUCGUACAAGAAUCUUAUUCAAAUGGUGCUUAUAAGCUUGUUGAUGCUGAUGGCUUAAGGAUCGGUCCUAUUAAUGCCAAAUUUCUAAAGAGAUACUAUCCUUGA